Molecule: messenger RNA, 626 nt
Organism: Ananas comosus (pineapple)
Lineage: Eukaryota; Viridiplantae; Streptophyta; Magnoliopsida; Poales; Bromeliaceae
Product: mitochondrial import receptor subunit TOM7-1-like
Exons: 2
Coding region: 122-340 (72 amino acids)
Biological process (GO): protein import into mitochondrial matrix
Cellular component (GO): mitochondrial outer membrane translocase complex
Source: RefSeq, a predicted model, not a curated record
CUUUCGAAUAGCCAAAUAAGAACAAGGGAGCCUCGGGAUACUAGCUAGGGUUCUAAGAUCCUGGAGAGACGGGAGGGGGCCGCAGCACACCGGAGCGAACGAGAGGAGCGCUCCAUCGUCCAUGGCGUCUAGGGUUUCAUCGAAGGGGAAGGCGAAGGCCGCGAAGGGCUUGAAGGGAUCCGAGGAGAGCUCGGCGGGGCGCUUCGUGAAGGAGUGGAGCACGUGGGCGAUGAAGAAGGCGAAGGUCGUCGCCCACUACGGCUUCAUCCCCCUCAUCAUCGUUAUCGGCAUGAACUCCGAGCCCAAGCCCCAACUCACCCAGCUUUUUAGCCCCGUCUAAGUCCCGAUUCCCCCGAAUCGGAUCCCCGGAUUGUGGAGAUCGUUGGUGGAUCUGAGUAUAAUGGGGCAAUCCAAACAGGUAAUGUGAAAGUAUCAGAGGAAGAUCGAAUAUGACAAUUUUAGAGGUGAGUAGAGAUUAGAGAAGAUGCUUUAGCAGUUAUAGCAUCCGGGCAGGAGAGCGCUCUUCUUUUUUCCUUUUGAUAAGAAAAUUGGCAUAUUAUGUGGAGACUCAAAAUAUUAUUAUGCAGAUGAAUAAUAUAUUAUUGAGACUCAAAAUUCUAUUUCUA